CCUGAAAAUCUUUUGCGUAGCCUGAAACCGUUAUCCGGCUACAUGCGUGAUUUGACUGCGAAAGAACUUGGUUUUGAUUUACAUGGAGAUUUUGGUAAUUAUGACCAUCAUGGCACAAUUGACUCAGUAGAUGAAGGUGCUUCCACCGGUGCAGAGGAACAAACUCCAGCGCAGUUGGAAGAGGAAGAGAAGAGACGUGCCAUUCGUUUAGAGAAUGAACCGAAGACCCGCUUUGAACCAUAUGUGGAUGAUCUCACCUCAGAAGAGAUAUUAGCGCAAGUGCAAGGCGCAGCACGGGCAGCUAAGAAGCGGUUGUCGGCAAAAGAAAAGGCACAUAAGAUGGGUUUCUUGCGGCAGAACAAAGAUGGGACGACCUCUUUGAACGUGCUACUUAAAGAAGAGAAUGAAGGGCCAGAAAAAGUGGUUAGUCUUGGCGAGUUGGUAGGUAAAUUGGAAUCAGGAUCAGGACAACUAUAUUACUCGCGUAAGGACAAACGAAACGAAGCGAAAAUGGUGAAGCCACUUAAUUAUGGUGCUUUUGCAUCUUUCGCGCCAAGCUUUGAUUCACGUUUCUCUAAUUUAAGCCGAGAAGAAACGCAGUUGGUUAUGAGAACAUAUGGGGAUGCUACAAGCACAGAGUAUGCUGAAAGCAUUUUAGAAUUUACCAAGGAUUCCAAUUAUGCAUCCAUGCUGGCCAAUGGGCUAUUAGACAUGCUGACUAAUGGUGAACACAGCAAAGCAAUGUCCGAUCUUUAUGAUAUGCAAGUACAAAAUCAUGAGCAAAAUGAAGUAUUCAAGUGCUUUAGUGCAUCCGGCGGCUUUGGUUGUCUUCAAACAGUAACUCCCACAUCAUCGAAAACUCGCGAGCAAAUCGAGGAAGAAUAUGAAAAGUACAAAAAUACUCGUAUUGAUUUCAAUCGUUUACGUACACUCAAAGAUCUUGGCAUAGAUAUAGAAUUUCUGGAUAAUAUCGAAGCGGAAAUGAAAAAUUUCGAAUUGACUCGCCGCCUGCAGGAGCAUUUAAGCAACAAUUUAAAUUUAAUAGAGAAGUUGCGCGCUACGCAACACGAGCGACUUUCACAGCCAUUGCCGCAGCACUUGGCUUUCGUACCACAAGCUAGCGCCGAAGAACUGCAUCUGGCGCAUCAAAUUAGCCAACAGCUCGGUGAUGUUGCAAAGAAAUUGCCGCCGUCAGCUGUGGUUGAUCCUUAUAGUCUGCGUAAAGCAAUGGGCAUGUCAAAUGUGGGUCUGCCACCGCCGCCACCACCAACUACCCAACGCGUGCCCUUGCCCGAGGUGCUUCAACAACCAGUGUCAUUGCCGCCGUUACAGCUAGGAUCUCAAAACUUAACUCUAAAUAUUUCAGAUGAAAAUACAACAAAUGUUUCUGCUGCAGCUCUGCCCAUGGAAAUAGAUGAUGAAGAGUUGCGCGAAAUUUUAGAGAGCGGCAACAGCGAAAUGCAUGCAUCUACAAUCGCAGACGAAAAUCCUUGGUUAUAGAGAGUUUUCUGUGAAAAUUAAUUAAUUUUUAUUAUAAUUUUAUUAUUUCAUUAUAUUUGCAUUUAUUAUAACCACCUCUUGUAAUUAAACUUGCAUUCGAAAAUAAAGGCUAAACGCUUUCCCUAUUAUUUUAA
Molecule: messenger RNA, 1634 nt
Organism: Rhagoletis pomonella (apple maggot)
Lineage: Eukaryota; Metazoa; Arthropoda; Insecta; Diptera; Tephritidae
Product: bromodomain-containing protein 7-like
Exons: 3
Biological process (GO): regulation of transcription by RNA polymerase II
Cellular component (GO): nucleus
Source: RefSeq, a predicted model, not a curated record